Momordica charantia (bitter melon) is the source of this 911-nucleotide messenger RNA. RefSeq names its product Transcription factor TFIIIC, tau55-related protein. Gene Ontology annotation, cellular component: transcription factor TFIIIC complex. NCBI's taxonomy places the organism in Eukaryota, Viridiplantae, Streptophyta, Magnoliopsida, Cucurbitales, Cucurbitaceae. The record is from RefSeq and is a predicted model, not a curated record. Gene Ontology annotation, biological process: transcription by RNA polymerase III.
UCGGCCCGGUCCAAUAAUAAAAGGAUCGAGUCAAACCGAACCGAUAUACUGGCUCGGCCGCUCUGACUAUCCUUCUUCCUCUCCCACUCGGACUCGGUGUUCUAAUUUAUCUCCGUAAGCUUUCAGAGUAAGAACUCCUCGGUCCGACUACAAAACGGAGAUAGAAAACCCUAAAAUUAGUUAUCGCUCUCUCUAUCGAGUAGUCUCGACUCAGUACAUAAUUUUACCAGAAACUCAUCUCCAUCGCCGAUCAACUGUUUCGUCUUCCUGAAGACACCAAAGUCGAACUCGGAAUUUCGUCUUACAUCCCGAGGUUCACGGCGUCGCCUUCUUAGAGAGCUUCGGGGGACCGGACUUCUCUGCAUCUGCUCACCACUUGACGGAAGCACUCCUUGGCCAUCACAAUACGGAAUUCAGGGGAUCCGUAAGGAACAUGGAGAAAACUACAAUUGAUCCUGCCUCUGAUGGCGAGGAAGAUUAUGUAUUGCUCGAUCUUGGUGAUGUAUCGCUUCUUGACAUCCCACCCAAUGCUCCAUAUGUUCUAUCUGGGUUGGACACAAUGAAUCCAGUGUUGACUAUAUGUGACAAAAUUAAGAUGGUUGGAGAAUAUGAAGAAACAAUAGGCACAUGUUUGACCUUUGCCGAAGAGGAAGUCUCUGUGGUUGAAGAAGAAGAAGAAGCAGGGCCAUCUGAAACAAUUCAUCGCACGGCAGAGGCUGUUGCACCAAAUCGAGCUCCAAGGAAGGAGUUGAAACCCAUUGCUUCUGUUCAUAAGAUCCUUAAGUUUAAAUUAUUGCCUGAUUCUGCUGUUCCAAACUCAACAUCUGAGCACACUUGAGAGACUCAGAUUAUUUGUAUAUAUUACUUUGGUAUGUUCCUUGAUAAGCCUUAAAAAGAGGAAGAAAAGACAA